Phyllopteryx taeniolatus (common seadragon) is the source of this 1605-nucleotide messenger RNA. RefSeq names its product inhibitor of growth family, member 3 (gene ing3). Gene Ontology annotation, cellular component: NuA4 histone acetyltransferase complex. The coding region runs from base 134 to 1522 and encodes 462 amino acids. The record is from RefSeq and is a predicted model, not a curated record. Gene Ontology annotation, biological process: regulation of DNA-templated transcription. The transcript is spliced from 12 exons. NCBI's taxonomy places the organism in Eukaryota, Metazoa, Chordata, Actinopteri, Syngnathiformes, Syngnathidae.
ACAAGCACGUCCCCGGUGCGAGGCCAAAGACGAGCGAAGAAGAACCCUCGCCAGAAACGGCAGAGGGCAGACGGCGCCAUCUUGAAAGAAACAAUUUGUGUCCCUAAACGCGUUCAAACUCCAAUUUGUCGACAUGUUGUACCUGGAGGAUUAUCUGGAGAUGAUCGAGCAGCUUCCCAUGGACCUCCGCGACAGGUUUACGGAAAUGAGAGAGAUGGACCUGCAGGUCCAAAAUGCCACAGACCAGCUGGAGCAGAAGGUCAUGGACUUCUUUGUUAACGCCAAGAAGAACAAACCUGAGUGGAGAGAGGAGCAUAUGGAGGUCAUCAAGAAGGAUUAUUACAAAGCGCUGGAGGACGCAGAUGAGAAAGUGCAACUGGCCAAUCAGAUUUAUGAUCUGGUGGACCGGCACCUGCGCAAACUGGACCAGGAGCUGGCCAAGUUCAAGAUGGAGCUGGAGGCCGACAACGCCGGCAUCACAGAGAUCCUGGAGAGACGCUCUCUGGAGAUGGACAGCCCGUCUCAGCCCGUCAACAACCACCACGUCCACUCUCACGCCGCCGCAGAGAAGCGGAAGUACAGCGCUUCGACGCACCACACGACAGAACACGUCCCGGAGAAGAAGUUCAAGUCCGAAGCUUUGCUGUCCACGCUGACAUCAGACGCCUGCAAGGAGAACACGCCGGGUACCGACGUGCCAACGGACACGACCACACAAAAAGAAACACCCCCGCCGAUGCGCACAAUCACGCCAACACAUACGCUGAGGCACAUGGCACACGGUCACGCCAACGCACAAGGUUGCCGUAGCAACAGCACGACGUCCUCCUCGUCGUCGUCCGCCGCCAACAACAUCUACGGCGUCAACUCUUCGCAAGCCGUCACCUCGUACAGCCUGAGCACUCUUCCCGCGGGACCCGCCGCCGGAGCCGGCGCCAUCAGCAUGGCCGCCGCGCAAGCCGUGCAGGCCACCGCACAGAUGAAGGAGGGCCGACGGACGUCCAGUCUGAAGGCGAGCUACGAGGCCAUCAAGAACAACGACUUCCAGCUGACGCGAGACUUCUCGCUGUCCCGUGAGGUGUCGCCGUACCCGUCUUCCGCGCUGGCGUCCACGCUCACGCAGACGCCGGCCGCCGCCGCCGCCGCCCUCAACUCGGACUCUCGAGGCCGCAAGUCCAAAAGCGGCGUAAAGUCUUCCAACCAUCAGUCGUCUUCAUCCUCGUCGUCAUCUUCGCUGUCGUCGUGCUCGUCGGCGUUGGCUCAGGAACUUUCCCAGCAGGCGUCGGCGCUGCCCGAGGCCGAGGCCGGCGGCCAAGUGGACUGGACCUACGACCCCAACGAGCCGCGCUACUGCAUCUGCAACCAGGUGUCGUACGGGGAGAUGGUGGGCUGCGACAACACGGACUGUCCCAUCGAGUGGUUCCACUACGGCUGCGUGGGUCUGAGCGAAGCCCCCAAAGGGAAGUGGUACUGUCCUCAGUGCACCGCCGCCAUGAAACGACGCGGAAGCAGACACAAGUAGACGACUCGCCGCAAUGGAAACAUCGGACGCUAUUUUCUUUUUAACACAACAAUAAAAUGUUCUUGUCAACAAAAACACCCAAA